GCCAUGUUGGGGUUGAAUUACACCUUUCUGUCUGAGUUCAUCCUCAUUGGCUUCUCUACCUUCCCUCACCUUCAGUUGAUGUUCUUCCUUCUGUUCCUGCUCAUGUACCUCUUCACUCUGUCGGGAAACCUGAUCAUCAUGGUCACCAUCUGGAGUGAACAGAGUCUCCACACACCCAUGUACCUCUUCCUGUGUGCCCUCUCCAUCUCUGAGAUCCUCUACACCUUAGCCAUCAUCCCACACAUGCUGGUUGACCUGCUCUCCUCACUGCACUCCAUCGCCUUCCUGGCCUGUGCCAGCCAGAUGUUCUUCUCCUUCACAUUUGGUUUCACCCACUCUUUCCUACUCACCAUCAUGGGCUAUGACCACUAUGUGGCUAUCUGUCACCCACUGUGCUACAAUGUGCUCAUGAGCCCUCAAGGUUGUGCCUGCUUGGUCGCCUGGUCCUGGGUUGGUGGCUCAGUUGUGGGCACAAUGGUGACAACAGCCAUUUUCAACCUCACCUUCUGUGGACCCAAUGAGAUCCACCAUUUCUUCUGUCAUGUUCCACCUCUGUUGAAAUUGGCCUGUGGAGAGGAUGUACUGGUGGUGGCCAAGGGUGUGGGCUUGGUAUGCAUCACUGUCCUGCUGGGCUGCUUCCUCCUCAUCCUCCUCUCAUACGCCUUCAUUGUGGCUGCCAUCUUGAAGAUACCCUCAGCAGAGGGGCGGCACAAGGCCUUUUCCACGUGUGCAUCCCACCUGACAGUGGUGGUUGUGCACUAUGGCUUUGCCUCUGUCAUCUACCUCAAGCCCAAGGGCCCCAAGUCUUUGGAAGGAGACACCUUAAUGGGCAUCACCUACACAGUCCUCACACCCUUCCUCAGUCCCAUCAUCUUCAGCCUCAGGAACAAGGAGCUGAAGGUAACCAUGAAGAAGGCCUUCCUUAGGAAACUAUUUCUGCAAAACUCCUGA
This is a messenger RNA of Nannospalax galili (Upper Galilee mountains blind mole rat), 951 nucleotides long. RefSeq names its product olfactory receptor 10H5-like. Lineage: Eukaryota; Metazoa; Chordata; Mammalia; Rodentia; Spalacidae. Bases 4 to 951 code for a protein of 315 amino acids. The record is from RefSeq and is a predicted model, not a curated record. Gene Ontology annotation, biological process: G protein-coupled receptor signaling pathway. Gene Ontology annotation, cellular component: membrane. Gene Ontology annotation, molecular function: G protein-coupled receptor activity; olfactory receptor activity. The transcript has a single exon.